AUGAAGCCCAGUCAUGUUAAUGCAUUCGCACGAUACUUUUUAAACGGCCUACCCACUUCAUUCAAGCAGACUAUCAUUGUCUGUGAGAAGUUAGCCUCUGGAGAAGUAGUCAUCAAGGAUACGGCGGGCUCUCUCUCUCGGAUUGCAAAAAUGAUGAACUUUUUGAAGGGAGCCACAGCUGUGGGUGUUGUUACAGCAAAUGGAGAGCUGCUAAUCAACAUAGGCAGUUUCAUCAAAUCCUUGGUAGACCAUGGUGGUUCCAAAACCAUGGACAUAACCAUCGACAAGAUGAAGUUCGAAGCUUGCUGCAACUUCAAAUGUGAACAUGAUGAAAAGCUAAAUGAGAUUAAGGAGAGCGUUGUUGAAAUGAAGACGAGCUUAGGUAAGCAAAUGGAAGAAGGUAAUGUCUAUGGGAGUCAAGACCGAGCCAACUUACCCGAACGCUCUGCUCAAACGCCAUUACUCUCAUUGCCCGCCAUACCCUUUAACGACAUCUCCCCUGAGAGUACCAACCUGCCCUUCAUCCUCUCAAGAUGUAUGGUCGGUGGGGGGACGAUCGCUUCCUCCUCCCCUUCCUCGCCUGGUCAUGUCAAUGCAUUCGCACGAUACUUUUUAAACGGCCUACCCACUUCAUUCAAGCAGACUAUCAUUGUCUGUGAGAAGUUAGCCUCUGAAGAAGUAGUCAUGAAGGAUACGGCGGGCUCUCUUUCUCGGAAUGCAAAAAUGAUGAACUUUUUGAAGGGAGCCAUAGCUGUGGGUGUGGUUACAGCAAAUGGAGAGCUGCUAAUCAACACAUGCAGUUUCAUCAAAUCCUUGGUAGACCAUGGUGGUUCCAAAACCAUGGACAUAGCCAUCAACAAGAUGAAGUUCGAAGCUUGCUGCAACUUCUAA
Messenger RNA from Prunus armeniaca (apricot), 891 nucleotides. The record is from the annotation of a GenBank genome assembly. NCBI's taxonomy places the organism in Eukaryota, Viridiplantae, Streptophyta, Magnoliopsida, Rosales, Rosaceae.